CGGGGCGGACACCCCUGCCGUAGGACUCUGUCCCUCAGCCUCAAUGCCUCCGCGAACAAAGUUGAGUGGGUGUGGGUGGUUGGAGCUGUGGAGGUGUCCUCCGGGGGCGAGUGCGGCCAGAACACCCGUCACGGUUAAGUUUCCUGCGCGCACGUUGCAAGGACCGUGUGAGAGUAUGGUAUAAUUUGGUUUCCUGAGAUUCUGUCUUAGCAAGAAAGAAGUGGGAAAUACUCCUCAAAAAAGAACUAAAACCAUAAUAAAGCCACAAUUUAUUAUUACAUGGUUGUCAGCUUAUUUACCAAUAUGGACACUUUUCCCAACAUUUUUCCAACUGGUGGAGACACUGGACUAAAUUCUGAAUCUGAGUUCCAAAAAAUGUUAAUUGAUGAAAGAUUACGAUGUGACCAUCAUAAAACUAAUUAUCAGACUCUCAAAGUUGAACACACAAGAUUGCAGGGUGAGUACAUAAAAUCACAAAAUGAACUCAAGCGCUUGUUAAAUGAAAAGGAAACAAACCAGGAAAAAUUCCAGCUACUGCUUGAAGAGCUAAAAGGGGAAUUAGUAGAGAAAACUAAAGAUUUAGAAGAAAUAAAACUGCAGGUUUUAACGCCACAAAAAUUGGAAUUGUUAAGAGCCCAAAUACAACAAGAAUUAGAAACUCCAAUGAGAGAACGUUUACGGAAUCUGGAUGAAGAAGUGGAGAAGUAUAGAGCUGAAUAUAAUAAGCUUCGCUAUGAACAUACAUUUCUCAAGUCAGAAUUUGAACACCAGAAAGAAGAAUUUGCACGCAUUUCAGAAGAGGAAAAAAUAAAAUAUGAAUCAGAGAUUGCAAGACUGGAGAAAGAUAAAGAAGAACUACAUAACCAGCUGUUUAGCGUUGAUCUUACAAGAGACACCAAACGAAUGGAGCAACUUGUACGAGAAAAAGUCCAUUUGUCUCAGAAAUUAAAAGGUUUAGAGGCUGAAGUAGCAGAAUUAAGGGCUGAAAAAGAGAAUUCUGGUGCUCAGAUAGAAAAUGUCCAAAGAAUACAGGUGCGACAGUUGGCUGAGAUGCAGGCUACAGUUAGGUCUCUGGAGGCUGAAAAACAGUCAGCUAAGCUACAGGCUGAACGUUUGGAAAAAGAGCUACAAUCAAGCAAUGAACAAAAUACUUUUUUAACCAGUAAAUUGCAUAAAGCUGACCGAGAAAUAAAUACAUUGACCAGUAAGGUAAAAGAACUUAAACAUUCAAACAAACUAGAAAUAACAGACAUCAAACUGGAGGCAGCAAGAGCUAAAAGUGAGCUAGAAAGAGAAAAGAAUAAGAUUCAAAGUGAAUUGGACGGAUUACAGUCAGACAAUGAAAUCCUCAAAUCAGCUGUUGAAUACCACAAAGUGCUAUUAGUAGAAAAGGAUCGUGAAUUAAUACGUAAAGUACAAGCUGCCAAGGAAGAAGGUUAUCAAAAACUCGUAGUAUUACAAGGUGAAAAGCUAGAACUUGAGAACAGAUUAGCAGAUUUGGAGAAAAUGAAAUUGGAACAUGAUGUCUGGAGGCAAUCUGAAAAGGAUCAGUGUGAAGAGAAAUUGCGGGCAUCACAGAUGGCAGAAGAAUCGGCCAGAAGGGAACUUCAGAGUAUCAGGUUAAAACUUCAACAACAAAUUGUGAAUAUUGAAAAUGCAGAGAAAGAAAAAAGUGAAAAUUCUGAUCUGAAACAGCAAAUCAGUAGCUUGCAGAUCCAGGUGACCUCACUGGCACAGUCAGAGAAUGACUUGCUGAAUUCAAACCAAAUGCUGAAGGAAAUGGUGGAGAGAUUAAAACAAGAAUGCCGAAAUUUAAGAAGCCAAGCUGAAAAAGUGCAAGUAGAAGUUGAAAAGACAUUGGAAGAAAAACAAAUACUGUGGUUGGAAGAGAAGCAUAAGCUUCAUGCACGUAUCACAGACAGAGAAGAAAAGUAUAAUCAAGCUAAAGAGAAACUACAGCGUGCUGCCAUUGCUCAGAAAAAGAGAAAAUCUCUUCAUGAAAACAAAUUGAGGAGAUUGCAAGAGAAAGUAGAAGUCUUGGAGGCAAAGAAAGAAGAAUUAGAAACAGAAAAUCAGGUGUUAAAUAGACAAAAUGUUCCAUUUGAAGAAUAUACAAGGCUUCAAAAAAGACUAAAAGAUAUACAGAGACGACAUAAUGAAUUUCGAAGUCUAAUUUUGGUUCCUAACAUGCCUCCAACAGCAUCUGUCAAUCCUGUUAGCAUACAGUCAUCAGCCGUGGUUCCAGGCAUGGAACUGUCCUUUCCUCCACAUAUGCAGGAGGAACAGCAUCAAAGGGAACUCUCGCUACUUCGAAAAAGACUGGAAGAACUAGAAACAACACAAAGAAAACAACUAGAAGAACUAGGAUCUCCUGGGGAAUGAUGUUCUUGGAUAAAAGGCAGAUCAAAAGGGGUGAAAUAAAGAUACUCAAUAAAGCAUGCAGUUUUAAUGUA
Ictidomys tridecemlineatus (thirteen-lined ground squirrel) is the source of this 2453-nucleotide messenger RNA. RefSeq names its product centrosomal protein 83 (gene Cep83). The record is from RefSeq and is a predicted model, not a curated record. Gene Ontology annotation, cellular component: centriole; Golgi apparatus; centrosome. Lineage: Eukaryota; Metazoa; Chordata; Mammalia; Rodentia; Sciuridae. Gene Ontology annotation, biological process: establishment of centrosome localization; cilium assembly.